GCCUGUACUCCUCCGUCCGAUCGCGAUGAAGCUGCUGUUGACCGUGCUGACCCUGAGCGCUGCCGGCGCGCUGGCCAUGCCGGACGAGCCGGCCGCAUCGGUCCCCAAAAAACUGCCGGCCAGCAUCAUCGAGAUCUUCAAGAACAGGUUCGGCAGCGGCCAGCCCGGAAAGCCGGCUCAGCGAGAGGAGGUCUCAUACACACUGAUCCAGAAGAACGACAAGUUUGAGGAGCGCACGUACCCCGCCUGGAACUGGGUCUGCAUCGACGUGGAGCUGGGGCCCGGCGGGACCGACCACACCAUGGACUUCCUGGAGAUCGCCACCUACAUGCAGGGCCAGAACGCGGCCGGCGCCCACAUGGCGCUGACCAUCCCUGUGAUGAUGCAGCGGCGCGCCGACGGCGGCGGCGUCAUGUGCGCGCCCCUCCCCGCCUCGCACCAGGCGACGGUGCCGGCGCCCCAGUCGGACCGGCUGCGGCUGGUGGCCGUGCCGCCGACGGACGUGUUCGUGCGCCGGUUCGGCGGCUCGCCGCGCCCCGCCGAGUGGAAGGAGCAGGCGGAGAUUCUGCGCGGCCACCUGGCCGAGGCGGGCCACGACGUCAGGCCGGCCGUCAUCAAGGCCAUGUUCUCCGACCCCCUGCAGCGCCUGAACCGCCGCAACGAGGUCUGGCUCAUCAAGGCCUGAGCGCCGCCGGCGACGUCACGCCGCGGUGCGAAGGCACUGGUGACGUCCUGCCUCGGCGCGGACGGUGUUUGCCACAGAACAUCGCGGCGCAUACGGCACCAGUGACCUCAGAUCGCGGCACAGACGGCACCUGUGACCUCAGAUCGCGGCACAGACGGCACCUGUGACCUCAGAUCGCGGCACAGACGGCACCUGUGACCUCAGAUCGCGGCACAGACGGCACCUGUGACCUCAGAUCGCGCACAGACGGCCCCUGUGACCUCAGAUCGCGGCACAGACGGCAGAUGUGACCUCAGAUCGCGGCACAGACGGCACCUGUGACCUCAGAUCGCGGCACAGACGGCAGCUGUGAC
Messenger RNA from Pollicipes pollicipes, 1038 nucleotides. RefSeq names its product heme-binding protein 2. The record is from RefSeq and is a predicted model, not a curated record. NCBI's taxonomy places the organism in Eukaryota, Metazoa, Arthropoda, Thecostraca, Pollicipedomorpha, Pollicipedidae. The transcript is spliced from 3 exons. Bases 26 to 685 code for a protein of 219 amino acids.